Symphalangus syndactylus (siamang) is the source of this 7526-nucleotide messenger RNA. It is a transcript of the gene IRAG1, whose product is annotated as inositol 1,4,5-triphosphate receptor associated 1. Lineage: Eukaryota; Metazoa; Chordata; Mammalia; Primates; Hylobatidae. The record is from RefSeq and is a predicted model, not a curated record.
GCCAUUAUCCCCCGAGCCAGGCCGGAGGGGGGCUCCCAGAGGAGCUCUCGGCUCUAAGUCCCAGCCCCUCUCAGAGGAGGCGUGCGGCCGAGGUUCUGCAGCCAGAGGCUUCUCGGCUCCGAGCUCCGGAGCCAGAUGUAACAUUGACCUUAAAUGGUAAAAGCUCCCCAGAGUGAAGGGAGGCUGGCCAGAGGAGGAAAGGAGAAUAACUCAGUUUUAGCCUGUGGAGCCCAGGCCUCUUGGAGCAUCUUUGGGGCUGACGCGGCGGAGGUUCCGGGCACACGUGGCCACUCCCAGCAGGAGGCUGCCAUGCCCCACAUUCCCGAGGACGAGGAGCCCCCCGGAGAGCCACAGGCAGCCCAGAGCCCUGCCGGCCAAGGUCCUCCUCCCGCAGGAGUAUCUUGCAGUCCACCUCCCACGAUUGUCCUGACUGGGGAUGCCACUUCACCAGAAGGAGAAACCGACAAAAACCUGGCCAACAGAGUUCACAGUCCCCACAAGAGGCUUUCUCACCGACACUUGAAGGUGUCCACUGCCUCCCUGACAUCUGUGGACCCCACGGGGCACAUCAUUGACCUGGUGAACGACCAGCUGCCAGACAUCAGCAUCUCAGAGGAGGACAAGAAGAAAAACCUGGCGCUGCUGGAAGAAGCCAAGCUGGUGAGUGAGCGAUUCCUGACCCGCCGUGGGAGGAAGUCCAGGAGCAGCCCCGGAGACUCCCCAUCAGCUGUUUCCCCGAACCUCAGCCCCAGCGCUUCUCCUACAUCCUCUCGAAGUAACUCGCUUACAGUCCCCACCCCGCCAGGUUUGGAUGUGUGCAGUGGCCCGCCAUCCCCUCUGCCUGGAGCGCCACCACAGAAGGGGGAUGAGGCCGACGGCUCUUCACCUCACCCUGGCGAGCCUAACGUCCCCAAAGGGCUAGCUGACAGGAAGCAGAAUGACCAGAGGAAAGUGUCUCAGGGCAGGCUGGCUCCUCGUCCUCCUCCAGUUGAGAAGUCCAAAGAGAUUGCAAUAGAACAAAAGGAAAACUUCGAUCCGCUCCGGUACCCCGAGACCACACCCAGAGGCCUAGCUCCUGUCACAAACAGCAGUGGGAAAAUGGCCCUGAACAGCCCUCAGCCUGGCCCUGUGGAAAGCGAGCUGGGGAAGCAGCUCUUGAAAACAGGCUGGGAGGGCAGCCCUCUGCCGAGAAGUCCAACCCAGGAUGCGGCAGGAGUGGCUCCCCCAGCCUCCCAGGGGAGAAGCCCAGCUGGAGAGCCAACGGGGCCCAAGGCUGGCUCCAAAGCUGAGCUUCCACCCACUGUGUCCCGGCCCCCGCUGCUGCGAGGGCUCUCCUGGGACAGUGGCCCUGAAGAACCUGGCCCCCGGCUGCAGAAAGUGCUUGCCAAGCUGCCACUGGCAGAGGAAGAAAAACGUUUUGCAGGCAAAGCCGGCAGCAAGCUGGCCAAGGCCCCUGGACUCAAAGACUUUCAGAUACAAGUGCAGCCCGUGCGGAUGCAGAAACUGACCAAGCUCCGAGAGGAGCACAUCCUGAUGAGAAAUCAGAACUUAGUGGGGCUCAAGCUUCCAGACCUUAGUGAAGCAGCUGAGCAGGAAAAAGGGCUUCCUUCUGAACUCUCCCCAGCUAUUGAGGAAGAAGAGUCAAAGAGUGGCUUAGAUGUCAUGCCUAAUAUUUCUGAUGUGCUGCUGCGCAAACUGCGGGUCCACAAGAGUCUCCCUGGAAGUGCCCCUCCACUCACUGAAAAGGAAGUUGAGAACGUGUUUGUACAACUGUCCUUGGCCUUUAGAAAUGAUAGCUACACUCUGGAAUCUAGAAUUAACCAGGCUGAAAGGGAACGCAACCUGACAGAGGAGAACACUGAGAAGGAACUGGAAAACUUCAAAGCUUCCAUUACGUCCUCAGCUUCACUCUGGCACCACUGUGAGCACCGGGAGACCUACCAGAAGUUGCUGGAGGACAUCGCUGUCCUGCACCGCCUGGCUGCCCGCCUCUCCAGCCGAGCUGAGGUGGUGGGCGCCGUCCGCCAGGAAAAGCGCAUGUCGAAAGCAACAGAAGUGAUGAUGCAGUAUGUGGAGAAUCUAAAGAGGACGUAUGAGAAGGACCAUGCAGAGCUCAUGGAGUUUAAAAAGCUUGCAAAUCAGAAUUCAAGCCGCAGCUGUGGCCCCUCUGAAGAUGGGGUCCCUCGUACGGCACGGUCCAUGUCCCUUACGCUGGGAAAGAAUAUGCCUCGCCGGAGGGUCAGCGUUGCCGUGGUUCCUAAGUUUAAUGCCCUGAAUCUGCCUGGCCAAACUCCCAGCUCAUCGCCCAUUCCCUCCUUACCAGUCUUGUCGGAAUCACCCAAUGGGAAAGGCAGCUUACCUGUCACUUCAGCACUGCCUGCACUUUUGGAAAAUGGAAAGACAAAUGGGGACCCAGAUUGUGAAGCCUCUGCUCCUGCGCUGACCCUGAGCUGCCUGGAGGAGCUUAGUCAGGAGACCAAGGCCAGGAUGGAGGAAGAAGCCUACAGCAAGGGAUUCCAAGAAAGUCUAAAGAAGACCAAAGAACUUCAAGACCUGAAGGAGGAGGAGGAAGAACAGAAGAGUGAGAGUCCUGAGGAACCUGAAGAGGUAGAAGAAACUGAGGAAGAGGAAAAGGGCCCAAGAAGCAGCAAACUUGAAGAAUUGGUCCAUUUCUUACAAGUCAUGUAUCCCAAACUGUGUCAGCACUGGCAAGUGAUCUGGAUGAUGGCUGCAGUGAUGCUGGUCUUGACUGUUGUGCUGGGGCUCUACAAUUCCUAUAACUCUUGUGCAGAGCAGGCUGAUGGGCCCCUUGGAAGAUCCACUUGCUCGGCAGCCCAGAGGGACUCCUGGUGGAGCUCAGGACUCCAGCAUGAGCAGCCUACAGAGCAGUAGGAAACCUCACACCUAGCCAGUGCCCUGCUCUGAGACACUCAGACUACCACCCUUUCCCCAAGUAUAACGUCAGGCCCAAGUGUGGACACACUGCCGCCCAUCCCAUCGGGUCAUGAGGAAGAGUUCUUUUAACACUCGGCACUUCUGUGGGAGCUAUUCAUACACAGUGACUUGAUAUUCUUGGAGGAUCAACAAAACUGCCCUGGGAAAGCAUCCAGUGGUUGAAGAAGUCACCUUCACAAGGAACUUUAUUGGAAGGGAAGGUCUCCUGCCCCUAGCUCAGGUGGCUGGGGAGAACUAAAACACCUUCACUGGUGGUUGGGGGUAAGGAGCAGGGCAUGGGGGAGGAGGAGGUAGGGGGCAGUAAAAAACUUACUCUCUUUUUUCCUCUCUGUAAUUGGUUAUCCGGAAGAAUUUGCUUAAUGACUAACACCCUAAGCAUCAGACCUGGAAUUUGGAGUUGCAAAGUGACUAUCUUCCCAUUUCCCAUCUCAUUUUCAAUAACUUCAGCCUCCCAUUCUUUCCUUUGGAAUGAGAGUUUCUUUUUACAGAAGUAGGAAAGGCUUCUCAGAAAAAAAAAAAGUAUAGGCUGAAUUUAGCUCAGUGCUUGAAAUGGGAAGAUAUGAAUUAUUAUAUACGCAUCUGUCCACACAUACACACAUACUGUUGUGUACACACAUACACACAACAUGCCUGUGCACAGAGCCAGCCCUUCAAAAGUGUGCUCUGGGUGUGUACCUCUGGAUAAAUAAGACGCAUGCCAAGCCAACCCACAGAUUUUCACUAGUGUGGGGCAGUCACCAGGCACCUGUUCAAUGAGCUGUCCACACGGAUUGAAGAUGUUUUAAAAACACAGAAAACUCAUGGCUUCAAUGGCAGACUUACUAGUCGCCAUUUCAAAUGCCAACUCUGAGCUGCUGUACAGCACAAUCUAUUCUCUAUUCUCUCUUUGAAAACAGUUAACCCACCUCACAGGUGAAUGAGGAGAGAAGAUGUGCUUUCUGCUUCAGUCUCUUACUCUGUGUGUGACCACAUGCAAGGGUAAACUUGCACCUCAGUGCUUCAGUUCAAAUGGGAUUUCCAACCCAAGUAUAAUUAGGGGUGUUUCAGAGCAUCCCCAGUUAUUUAGCACAACACUGAAGGAGCACAUUCCCUCUCCAUUUUGACUUCUGUCUCCACUUUUACAGCCACUGCCUUCAUCAGUUUUGUAGGGGUGUUGAUUUCCAUGUGGGUUUUGUUGUCAUUGUUUUGCAUUUUUGUUUUGUUAUUGAUAUUGUUUGCUCUCAUUGCUAAAACUCAUAUACGACUUACUAUGAGCCAAGCACUGUUCUCAGUAUUAUAUAGGUAUGAAUUCAUUUAAGUCCUGAAGAAAAAGAAAAAAAAAAUAUGAAGUGGAUACUACCCUUCCCAUUUUCAAAUAAGGAAACUGAAGCACAAAAAGAACAAGUAACUUGACAAGGACACCCAGGUAGUAAACUACGGGGCUGGAGCUCAACCCCAGGGUAGGCUGGCUCCAGAGCUGUGCUCUCCUUGACUCUUCUGAUGGUCUCCUAGCUGGAAGCCUCACAUUUCAGUCUCACUCCCCCAAGUGGCCCAUCAGCUACUCCAUCUCUGGCUCCCAAACUAAACAGUUUCUCUCAUAGCGCUGGACCUCCACUCACUAGUUUUUUUUCCAGCUGUUCUUCUCUUUUCUUCAGGUCACUCUUCUUGACCAAGUGCAAAAAUUAUCCCCUCCAUACCAGCUUCGAUGACCUUCCUUCCAUACUCCUCACCAGACACAACAUAAUAGGUCACACACUCCUCUGUGCUUUCUGGCACUUUUUAAACAUCAUUAUUAUUGACCUUUACCUAUAGUAUAUCAUGGCCUAUUUAUGUAUCUGUCUCCCCUAGCAUUUUUCCUCAGACAAGAACCAUGUCUUACCCAUCUCUCGGGUAAGUGCCUAGCAUGGUGGCUGAUGUUUGGGAGGGUGUCAUUAAAUGUUGCUCAAAAGAACAAGCAAACAUUCAAGGUGGUGGAGAGCAGCCUGGGGACAAAUGACAUGCUGCAUGCUUCUCAGUACCAGCACCAUCACCACCAUCACAAUGCAAAAAGCAACAUGUUUCUUAACCUCAGCUUAUUCUGUUUCUCAGUCUACUCUGUGAGAGAGCAGGAAUGAGACCAGACUAGCAACACCAUUUCCAAGCUCAAGGACUGGGCUCAAUACAGUCACUCCUUCAGAGAGACCCCCCACCCCAAGCAUGCCCCACUUUAAAAUAGCAUGUUUAUUGAAGGGGGCAUCCUUUACAGUAGCUAGAAAAUGACUGAGGCCCAAGCCAGGGUUGAUCAAGGAUGUGCCAUUAAGGUAAAGAGUUACAGAGCAGGGCAGAGGGACUUUGGGGGCAGAAGUGGAUGAUUUGCCUGGCCUCUUCCAGGGGGUCUGGAUACAACUGAAGGAGCUUUAGCUACAUGAGGCCCUCAGAGCCAAAGACAGGAUGCAAGUGGAGUUCCAGAGAGUGGCUGUGGAAGCAGAACUCCAGGUAGGGAAUGUUCAAUCUCUGCCUCCCUUAAAGAAGGGCCAGGCUCAGCUGGCCCCAUUGUUCACUUGGUCACAAGUUUCCCACCUUUGUUUCUAGAUGAGUCAAAGGCCAGAAAGGCAGUUAUGGAGAGCUCCUGCACCUCCAGCUGCCCCACAGAAAAGCCUGCAAGAGUACUUCCAGGCACAGGCCCUCUCCCACCCUAUUCCAUUUGUAAGCAAGGGAGGUCAAGGAAAAGGUAAUCUCCAAAAGGGAGCAUAAGAAUAGCCAUAUGUACAAGGGCUGAAAAAGUGCUCAUGGGUCCAUCUUUUCUGGAAAGCAAAGACCAGCCUGAAGCAGUGGGAGCUGCUGCCCAAGCGGUAGUGAACUGGAGAGAAACAGGCCCUGGAUUUUCAAUGAAAAUGUGGAUCUGAAAAGUCCCCCAAAUGCCUCUGAAGUCUGACAUCUCUGCUUAGCCCUAGGAGUCUGGUUCCCUGCCUUCAGUUGCAGAGUGAUGUGUUUGUGUCAUUGUUGAUGUCACCUCCUAAAAAGACCUUCACUUUCUGGCUGCCACAAAGCCAUAUAUGUUGCUCCCCAUAUACAGCCUGACAGAGUAAAUGGAGAGGAAGUGCUGGAUUUGUGUAUCACUGGCUGUCAGUUCCUCAUGUUGUUAAGCCUCACACAGGUGUGCUAGCAUUGAACUGUAGAGUGUCACAUACCUGAGUUUGAAAAUAAAAGCACAUUUCCAAACCUCUGGCAGCAGCCAAAUGCCUCCUCAUUUUAUGGAAUUGAUUUACAGUCUUACCCCAACCCAGAAUUAGAUGCCUUUGGGUAUAUUAGUGCAUUCCAGAACCAAGUCAGAGGUCCCCAACCCUUGGUUUUUGUACUAUGGGCUACCUCACAGGGGCUGGAUCAGUUCCUCCUCUUCCCUUCCCCAUUCUUGAUCCUAGUUUCCUGUAUCUUCCUGGUCUAUGAUUUUUUUAAUUAACACAUUUUGCUGUGAUUGAGUCUGCUGAGUUUUUAACCAACCUGAUUUCCACAGCUGAACUAUUUUUUGGUCUUUCUUACAGCUAGCUGCAGGGAAAUGUGGACUUUCCAAAUCUAGUUCCCUAAAAAUAAACUCUCCUGCUCAAUACUUCACACCUUUUUUUACUCCCUUCUCUGCCUACCAAAGCCAGAGGAUUCAGAUGAGAACACUGAGACCCAAGAAAAUGGCAGAACCACUAGAUGGAAGCUGGGUCUUUGAAUGAGCACUCCCAGUAUUGAACUGUGACAUGAAUAAGAAAUAAGAUUUUAGUGUAUUAAGCCACAGAGAUUCCAGGAUGUUUAUAGCAGUUAGCCUACCCUAAUGCAUACAUUUGAACCAGAAAUUGUGUACUUUAACAGCAAAAUUCCAAAAUAUGAAGUUCUAGCUUACCAGUUACAUGGCAAGAAACAAAACUGCUGGAAAGAUGGUAAGAUGGUAAAGUCUUACCUGUGAUAACUUGGAAAGCAUCUCAUGGUUAGCCUAUUUAUAAGUGGUGGAAAGAAUCAGCGUUGGGGUAUGGAAACUUCUCUUGGCUGCCUUUGGCAAGGUAUUGCAGGAGAAAUAAUUGGCUAUGUGGGAGCAGAAAUGAAAAAGAAUAUAGAGUAUUCAGAAAUGUGAAAGAUAGAAGGGUGAGAAAACCUGACCACUUCUAAAUCCCAGACAGACUAAAAAGAGCUUUGAAUGCGAGCCAAUAAAAUUUCUCAGUUGAACAGAUCGACUCAGCCUUAUGGCAAAGGCUAGAUUAAGGAUGUGGCCCUUUGUGAGUUCAAAUGAACUUAGUGUAUUCACCACCAAAUUUGAGGGGUAUGGUGCUGAGAAACAAGAAAUACUUCUUGAGAAUUAUGACUGGGAAAGGAUUCGGGGUAUGAUUAUUGGGACAUGGAAGCAGAAAUCUAACUUUGUGAGGGAAUUUACAAAGAAACACAAGCCAGGACUAAAAACCCCUUUCAUUGUUCAGGUGAGGAAACAGCUUUGUGGAGGAAAGAAAAUAUAUCAGAGAGAUACCUGCACCCUCAUGUUUAUUGCAGUAGUAUUCACAAUCGCCAAGAUAUGGUAUUAAAAUGUGUCCAGCAACAGAUGAGUGGAUGAAGAAAACAUGGUAUACAUACACAAC